Molecule: messenger RNA, 2440 nt
Organism: Oryza brachyantha (malo sina)
Lineage: Eukaryota; Viridiplantae; Streptophyta; Magnoliopsida; Poales; Poaceae
Exons: 12
Coding region: 77-2134 (685 amino acids)
Biological process (GO): 7-methylguanosine cap hypermethylation; 7-methylguanosine RNA capping
Cellular component (GO): nucleus
Molecular function (GO): RNA cap trimethylguanosine synthase activity; protein binding
Source: RefSeq, a predicted model, not a curated record
GACUCUUUCCUCGGUUCCUCCACCGGCAACGCCGCCAACUCGGCCAUAGCCCUCCUCGCCCCUUUCCCCGUGCUCGAUGCCGGGAGACGCGGAGGACCUAUCGCCGGCGGUAAGGAAGCUGGGUCGGCACUUCAGGCUCACGGAAGUGCACAUCUGGGAUGAUUGGUACGCGGAUGGCGCCGACGUGAGCCACAGGAGUUGGCGCUCCGUUGACACCGACUCCGCCGGCUGUCAAACAGAUAAAAUCCAAAAUAAACCAGCCAAACAGACAGAUGAAGGCCAUUCGUUUGUUGAAGACUUAGAAUUGGUCAACCUGAUGGGUUCUUUGGGGCUUCCUGUUUCAUUCAGAACCAGUAAAGAGAAAAAGAACACACCCAAUAAAGUAAAGAAGAAUGGAAGGAAAGUCUCUUAUGAAGCAGAAAAUACUCUAAUUUACGAUGAUUCAAGGACAUGCACGGGUACUAAAGAAAUUGAAAGUAUUAGUCAGUUGAUGGUUCUUGUGGAGCAAACUAACCUAUGCAGUUCAUCUAGGACCGCUGCAGGUUACAAUGAAAUCUGCAAAGGUGAUGUCGAGGAGAUGGACAAAGACAUUCUGUGUGCUAAUGAACAGGAAGAGUCGGGCUGUGGUGAUCUCUGCUCUGCUAAAGUAUUAUCAGGUAGCAAAGCUGAAAAUAAUUGUGAACAUGAGACUUCUCAGUUUCAUGCUAACAUGAGCAACCCAGUAAAAGCAGAUUCUCCUGUUCGACAAAAUCAAACUGCAGGAGUUGUAGUGCAACUGAACAAGGAGAUGCUGGGACCAAAUUCUGUUGAUAAUGAAUCUAGCAUCUCCUCUGCUGAGAUUUGUCUGAAAGGAGGAUUGUCGACAAUAAAAGAUCAACUAUCUGGGGAAACUCCUUCAACAUCCCCUGAUAUAAAUGGUCUUGAUCAUGAGACUUGUCUAAGCUCAGCAGAACCAUGUCCUAUUGAUAAUAAUCCUACCCAAAACUCUGACAGCAGCUUUUACUUUGAAUAUGGUGAUUGGAGAGUCCUGUGGGAUCCAUUUUACAGUCGGUAUUACUUCUAUAACAUCCUAACACAGGAGUCUACAUGGUAUCCUCCUCACGGGCUGGAGGAUUUUGCAUCACAUUCCAGCACAUAUGUACCUGAAGGCUUGAAUGAACUGGGCUCACAAAAUAAAAGCAUACCAGCACAAGAACACGAUCAGGCUGGUGGUGACAAGCAUUUAGAUGGGCAGGGCCAAGAUUGUUACAGUGAAUUGAGCAAUUUGUCAGAUAUUCUUGAUGAAGAGAGAAUAGAUCAAUGUAUGGUAACUUUCACCAAUGAAGCAUACCACACUGACAGUAUCCAGAGUGAUAGUUCAAUGAGUGAAAUUUCAGAGAUGAAACUGGAGGUUGCUCGCAUCAAAAAGAAAAAGAGAGUAAGGAGAUCUAAAUCAUAUCAUUUGUGUCAAGACUUGGCAGGGAACAUCUCCAAUGACAUUGCCAAGUACUGGACGCAGCGGUAUUCACUUUUCUCCCUUUUUGACAGUGGUAUAAAGAUGGACGAAGAAGGAUGGUUUUCAGUUACACCAGAGCUCAUCGCAAAGCAUCAUGCAUCUCGUGUUGGUGCAAGCAUUGUGAUCGACUGUUUCACAGGAGUUGGUGGAAAUGCCAUCCAUUUUGCUACAAAGUGCAAGCAUGUUAUUGCUAUUGAUAUUGAUCCACAAAAGAUUGAUUGUGCACAGCAUAAUGCAACUGUUUAUGGAGUAAAUGAUCAUAUAGAUUUCAUUACAGGUGAUUUUAUUCAUAUGUCGCCUCAUCUGAAGGGAGAAACUGCUUUCAUGUCGCCUCCUUGGGGUGGACCAGACUAUGCCAAAGUAGAUGUAUAUGAUAUCACCAUGCUUAAGCCUUGUGAUGGGUACUCUCUCUUCAAACUCGGCACGUCGAUCGCUUCAAGGGUAGUGAUGUUUCUUCCUCGCAACAUUGACCAAAAUCAAUUGGCAGACAUGUGCUUGUCAGUCGAUCCUCCUUGGGCAGUUGAGGUAGAGAAAAACUUCCUCAAUGGAAAGCUGAAAGCCAUAACAGCAUAUUUUGAACAGCAGGAUGGUUCAGACGCUAGUGAUACAAACCCCCCAAACCCAGAAUACCAUACUUAGUGAAACACGCUUGUGCUCAAUCUUCAACGGCGGUUGUUUUGAUGAGAGGAGAUUGUUUACCGGUGAGCAUUGCAGCAUACCAAGCAGGCCAUCGAAUAGGUAGUUGACUUGUUAUAUGUAAUCAUGUCACAAGUGUAGCACGCUGCCAUCGCUGUGUUUGUGUCAUUAACUCCUCUCUAAUUGCAGCAUUCCAUUGUACGAUAUUUAAGCUCUUUGUAGAAUGCGCAAUCAUUGUGUUGCAGCUUCCCUAGCAAACAUAGCAUAAAUGACACGAAAAAAAAGGAGGUUGGUAUAGUAUUGUUCGAU